Molecule: messenger RNA, 883 nt
Organism: Frankliniella occidentalis (western flower thrips)
Lineage: Eukaryota; Metazoa; Arthropoda; Insecta; Thysanoptera; Thripidae
Exons: 4
Biological process (GO): peptide catabolic process; proteolysis
Cellular component (GO): cytoplasm
Molecular function (GO): peptide binding; zinc ion binding; metalloaminopeptidase activity
Source: RefSeq, a predicted model, not a curated record
ACCGCGACUAAGACAUCUCACCUGUCACCUAAAGACCCAGUGUUUAGCAACGACGACAAGCAGUUCUUUACGAUCUACUUGAACAAUCCAGCCAAGAUGGGCGACGAGUAUCUCUUGUCGAUGUCGUUUUCGAGUCCGCUAAAAAUGGACAACUACGGCUUCUAUGUCAGCUCGUACAAAGUUAACGGGACGACCGAGUACAUGGCGACGACGCACUUCGAGGCGACGAGCGCGCGCAAGGCCUUCCCCUGCUUCGACGAGCCGUUGUACCGCGCAACCUUCGACAUUGCGGUGGCCAAGCUAGACGACGAGAUCGCGCUGUCCAACAUGCCCCCCGUGGGUGAGCCCUCCAAAUACGACCCAACGAUCGGCAACCGCCGGUGGGUGACGUUCAAGCGGACCCCCGAGAUGCCGACCUACCUCGUGGCCUUCGUCGUGUCCAAGCUGAAGAAGGUGAACACGACCAGUGACAAGAUCAACAUCUACGUCCGCGAGGGAGCCGAGAACGGCGUGACCGAGGCCCGCACCGUGGUGCCCAAGCUCCUGAGGUUCCUGGAGAACUUCAUGGGCGUCGCCUACCCGCUACCGAAGCUCGACUUGGUCGCCAUCCCGGACUUCCCUGCCGGCGCCAUGGAGAACUGGGGACUUAUCACAUUCAAGGAGGACAUGCUCCUCGUGUCCGAACUCUCGGCCGCCGACCGCCUGGCCGAGUCCCUCCGCGUCAUCACCCACGAGUUCGCCCACCUGUGGUUCGGCGACUACGUCACGCUGCAGUGGUGGAACACCAUCUGGCAGCAGGAGGGCAUGGCGGCCUUCAUGGAGUCGUACGCCCUGGACGGGGUAGGUGCUGACGCCGUUGAUCUGGCGCUCCAGGUUCAUGGGG